CUCCAUGGAGGACUCGCCAUGUCCCAGAAUGCACCGCGGGACCCACUGACGACGCAGGACCCCUCCUCCCAUUUCUUCUAAAGUACAUCUGUUAUAUGUGACACCUUUCCAUCUGCUCUUUGUGAGUGUGAGAGUGGAAAUGGUUAACCGGAUGGUAACGUCCGGUAACGUCGGUAACUACAGACGCCACGGUAGCCCGCCCGUUCACAGUACACACACACACAGGCGUUACUGGUCCGGUAGGUGUGCUGUGUAGCUAUAAAUGAUCUGAUGGGAGCUGCAUUGCCACGAUACUUUAGUUUGGAUCGAUAAUUGGUUAUUAGAGACUCGUAUAAUCACCCACAACACGUCUGCAGUAUGAAGCUAACACGGAAGUUGGUCCUGGCCAAAGCCAAGGCCUCGGAUCUGGACAGUGUGAAGAAACUCAACUGCUGGGGCUGCAACUUGACAGACAUCUCCAUAUUUACCCAGAUACCCCACAUCGAGGUCCUGACUCUCAGUGUGAACUCCAUCUUGUCCCUGUCAUCUCUGUCGGGCUGUGUGUGUCUGAGUGAGUUGUACCUCAGACGGAACCUCAUCCCUUCUCUCUCAGAGCUCUCCCAUCUCCGCCCCCUCACACGCCUACGAGUGCUCUGGUUGGCUGAGAACCCCUGCUGCGGAACAGUCCCCAGCCAAUACCGUCUCAACGUGCUGCGAUGCCUGCCACGCCUACACAAACUGGACAACCAGGUGGUGACAGAGGAGGAGCUUGUUUUCGCUCUCAACGAGGGAGAGGAGAUAACCACACCCCCUGCCGCCGCCCAGAAGCAGUUCUCGACCGGUGGCCAGCCGGAGAACGUCAGCUCCACCAAUGGACAGACAGAGGCGGAAUCAGAGAACGACCCCCUAAACUACAGUAUGGAGGAGACCAAUAAGAUCCGGGAACAGUUGGGGAUGAAGCCUAUUCCUAGAGACAAGUUCUCCUCCCCAUCACCUCGACCUGCAGCUAGGAAGUCCCACACUCUGGAGGCAGUGCUGAUGCUGUUGAAAGAUCUGGAGGAGGAGGAGCUACGCAUCGUUCACAUGGCAACCCAGAACAGACAGCUUCGAUCACACACACACCCCAAGCUCACACACACACUGCAGGGAGAUGGAACCAUCGACACACACACACUGCAGGGAGAUGGAACCAUCGACACACACACACUGCAGGGAGAUGGAACCAUCGACACACACACACUGCAGGGAGAUGGAACCAUCGACACACACACACUGACAAACUCCAGAGAGAGAACGACCGACAUCGAGCACUGACACACACACACUGACUUUAAACACUAACGCAACCACCCAACACUGAGGUAGACACACAAGUCAUGUUUAUGCUCCGUGACCAGAGGGAGAGGUAAGGGUUCACAUGCUCCCCUAGGUACAGAUCUAGGAUCAGCUUCCCCUCCCCCAAUCCUAACCUUCACCAUUAGUGGGGGGAAAUGCAAAACGGACCCAAGAUCAGCGUCUAGGGACUUUACCCUACUCCAGGCUCACACACCCACCAAACCUUGGUACACACAGGCUUCAGUAUUGUUGUGACAGGCUUUUAGCCAAAUAGAGGAGACUGAAGGGAGAAGUCAGAGCUAAUCGUUGUCGCUAUCUAUUCUCUAGCAGCAUGUCGCUAUCUAUUUCCUAGCAGCAUGUCGCUAUCAAUUCACUAGCAGCGCGUCGUUAUCAAUUCCCUAGCAGCAUUUCGCUAUCAAUUCACUAGCAGCGGGUCGCUAUCAAUUCACUAGCAGCGCGUCGUUAUCAAUUCCCUAGCAGCAUGUCGUUAUCAAUUCACUAGCAGCGCGUCGUUAUCAAUUCACUAGCAGCGCGUCGCUAUCAAUUCCCUAGCAGCAUGGCGCUAUCAAUUCCCUAGCAGCACGUCGCUAUCAAAUCCCUAGCAGCAUUUCGCUAUCAAAUCCCUAGCAGCGCGUCGCUAUCAAAUCCCUAGCAGCGCGUCGCUAUCAAAUCCCUAGCAGCGCGUCGCUAUCUAUUCUCUAGCAGCGCGUCGCUAUCUAUUCUCUAGCAGCGCGUCGCUAUCUAUUCUCUAGCAGCGCGUCGCUAUCUAUUCUCUAGCAGCGCGUCGCUAUCUAUUCUCUAGCAGCGCGUCGCUAUCUAUUCUCUAGCAGCGCGUCGCUAUCUGCCUUUCCUUAAUCAGUGAAUGGUGUUUUUGCAAACUGCUUUGUGUUAAUAAAGAGACACUUUAAUGCAUAAAAAAAAAAAAAACUAAAUUUAAGAGUUGACAACAUACAUGCAUACAACAGUUUAUGUACACUGAACCAAAACAUAUAUAAAUGCAACAUGUAAAGUGUUGGUCCCAUGUUUAAUGAGCUGAAAUAAAAGAUCCCAGACAUUUUCCAUACGUA
Oncorhynchus mykiss (rainbow trout) is the source of this 2381-nucleotide messenger RNA. RefSeq names its product cilia and flagella associated protein 410 (gene cfap410). Gene Ontology annotation, molecular function: protein binding. The record is from RefSeq and is a predicted model, not a curated record. Gene Ontology annotation, biological process: mRNA splicing, via spliceosome; cytoskeleton organization. Gene Ontology annotation, cellular component: U4/U6 x U5 tri-snRNP complex. Lineage: Eukaryota; Metazoa; Chordata; Actinopteri; Salmoniformes; Salmonidae.